This is a messenger RNA of Seriola aureovittata, 1673 nucleotides long. Its product is annotated as ADP-ribosylation factor 4-like. Gene Ontology annotation, molecular function: GTP binding; GTPase activity. Lineage: Eukaryota; Metazoa; Chordata; Actinopteri; Carangiformes; Carangidae. Gene Ontology annotation, cellular component: plasma membrane; cytoplasm. Bases 124 to 666 code for a protein of 180 amino acids. The transcript has 6 exons. The record is from RefSeq and is a predicted model, not a curated record. Gene Ontology annotation, biological process: intracellular protein transport; vesicle-mediated transport.
UGGCCCGGACGUGGCAGUACUCCUGAAUCACAGCAACCGGACCAGUGUGAAAUCAUCACACUUUGCCCCUGCCGUUGCUAAUAUCAGUGCUAUUUCCAUAGAUUCAAACAUCCACGGUCAGUUAUGGGGCUCACCAUCUCGUCAAUCUUCGGCCGGCUCUUUGGCAAAAAACAAAUGAGGAUUUUGAUGGUUGGGCUGGAUGCUGCCGGAAAAACGACUAUCUUGUACAAACUGAAGCUAGGUGAAAUUGUAACCACCAUCCCAACCAUUGGUUUCAAUGUGGAGACAGUAGAAUACAAGAAUAUCAGUUUCACUGUAUGGGAUGUGGGUGGCCAGGACAAGAUCAGACCCCUCUGGAGACAUUACUUCCAGAACACACAGGGCCUCAUCUUUGUAGUGGACAGUAAUGACAGAGAAAGAGUGGCAGAGUCUGCAGAAGAGCUUUCAAAGAUGUUGCUGGAGGACGAAUUGAAAGAUGCCGUUUUGCUGGUGUUUGCUAACAAACAGGACCUCCCCAAUGCCUUAUCAGUCAGCGAACUCACAGACAAACUUGGUCUACACGCCCUCCGCAACAAAACUUGGCACAUUGAGUCAACCUGCGCCACCCAGGGCACUGGGCUGUAUGAAGGACUUGACUGGCUAUCCAAAGAGCUUUCCAAGAACUAAUAAAGGAUUGGCUGGACAGAUGAGAGUGAGAGAGACUGAACACCACAGGACAGGAGAGAAGGCACAGACACUCAAUCCAGAAACAUUUGGUCUUCCAGCAAAAGGACAAGGCUGGUGGACAAUGUAAUCAUCUUUGGGAAAUUUUACUAUCUCAUAUUUCUUAUUUUGUUAUCAAUACUAUGACUGUUUUAUCUCUUGACAUAGUCGCUACUUUUCUCUCUUUGUUUCCAAAAUCUUACAUGGCAACAAGUUGUAUUCCAGUUGCAUGAUGAGCAAAUGGCCUAUUAGGGAAAUUUCAUGGAAACAAUGAAUAGAGUGAUGGGAGUUGUUUUUCCACUUGACACCUUCGCUCCUGUCUUGGCAGCAUUUGCAGUAAUCAACCACUUGUAUAAUUUUUGAACUUAUCGAGCCUAGGUUGGGGGGAUAUGAUAAUACAACCCUAGAGUUUUGGGGAAGGACGGCUUGUAGGCUGCCACAAGCUGUUCAGCUCUACAACCCCUCGUGGAUAUUUGACUCCCUUGCAGACCUGGCCCUUUGCUCUUCACUGCUGUGUCCUCAAUCUUAUGCCAAAUCAUUUCUCUAAAGGUCCGUAUCCCAUAGAAUGAGAAAGACGACGAUUGCAGUGAUUUCACAGAUAGAUUUGAUUAGUAUUGUGGAACCACAUGGCCUCCCAGUAAAUGGGUCCAAAAAGGAACAUUGUGCCUUCUGGUCCCUCUUAACACAAAUCUUAGUAAUCCAUUCUUUAUCUCAUUCUUAGGUCAUGCGCCCUUCUAAGAUGCUUUUGUGAGUUUUUUGCUUUUGAAAGAUAAGAUAAUGCAAUAGGACACUUCCUUUUGUGCUGCAACAUAUUCUGUGGUGCAGCAGAACCACACCAGUGCGAGUGUAGUUUGCUUUCUUACAACUUGACUUUACUAUCGACCAGGAUUUUAUCCUGUUUGAACAUUUGUGACCUUUCUUUAACAACCACCAUGGAAAAGGAUUUAAUUAAACUUUCAGUUCUUCUGUCC